AUGAAGGCUCCUCCACUCAUGUUGAUAAAAAGGAUCUUACUGUACAUCCUUCUAGUAAUGCUGGCUGAGAGCAACCAUCAAGUUUACGGAUUUGAUGCCACCAAUUGUGCAGUUGAAAUUCAAGUUAAAAGACACUCCCAGUACAAAAUUUAUGUCGGGAACUCUUUGACUAUAAGCUGCCCGGUUCGUUACUGCAAGGAAAAGCCAGUCAUGCAGUGGUGCAAGAUGCAGGUGGAGAGGUGUGUGCAGCUGGAGGUGGGCAAAGCAGAAUGGAAGUCCAACGUGUUUACUCUGGAGGUUCUCUCAAUUCAUCAGAAUGACAGUGGACUUUAUCGUUGUCGAGCAACAGCGAACAAUUUGUCCAGUGAGAGCCAUGGAAUACAGGUUAUUGUUGAAGAAAAGUCUGCAAACUUUAUCACAAUUUCACCAGAAAAUACCACUAGCAUCUCGGAAGAAUCCCAAGGAUCUGGAAACUACAAGAUAUUGCACAUUAUUUAUGCUUCAGCAUCCGUGGGUCUAUGUUGUCCAUUCAUUGUUGUAUGCAUGUUUUGGUGUCUAAGGAGGUACCAUGCAAAGCAAAAGAGAACUCCAUUAACCCAACAGAGAAAAGAAAGCCUGGUCAGAAGUCCAGCAGCUGCUGGGACAACUGAAGCUUCAGAAGAAAGCUGCUCACCUUACUAUUGCUCCAUGGCUAGCCCAAUGCAGGCCUUGCACAGCAACACAGUUUAUGACAACGCUGUCCCUCCCUGGAACGCUCAGAGGACAGCGCCUAACGCACCUCGCAAUGAUCCUGUUAUUCCUUCCAUCCCAGUUUUACUUGAAAGCCCAGACGUCCUCACAUAUGCUGCACUAGAUCAUUCUGCUUCUGCAGAAAGAUGCCAGAGAAGGGCACUAACUGUAGAAAACGAUUUUACAGAAUAUGCCUCCAUUAAUGUAAAUAAAUAA
Molecule: messenger RNA, 945 nt
Organism: Haliaeetus leucocephalus (bald eagle)
Lineage: Eukaryota; Metazoa; Chordata; Aves; Accipitriformes; Accipitridae
Gene: BTLA
Product: B and T lymphocyte associated
Exons: 6
Coding region: 1-945 (314 amino acids)
Biological process (GO): immune response-regulating cell surface receptor signaling pathway
Cellular component (GO): plasma membrane
Molecular function (GO): signaling receptor activity
Source: RefSeq, a predicted model, not a curated record